AUGACUCCUUCAAGUGCAUCACCGUCUGGGAUGCUAGGGAAUAUUGCCGAGAUCUGCAUAGUCACGCCCGACAUCUACAGAACGAUCGACGGGCUGACGAUGCUUGGAAUCGGCCCGUUUCAGAUUUUCGAGUUCAACUCCGCCACUGUACCACGGCAACAGCACUACGGCAGACGGGGCACGGAUUUGUUCCGAAUCAAAGCGGCGUUUGCAAAGCAGAACUCGCUGGUGGUCGAGCUCAUGCAACCCCUGGCCGGCGGGAGUGAGAAGUCUCUGAUGCAGAAGUUCCUCGACGACAACGGCGGGAGAGAAGGCGUUCAGCACAUUGCCUGGGACAUGGGAGGGAUUCCAAUGGCGGAGAGACUUGCGAAGAUGAGAGAACGGGGCUUCGAGCCGGCCAUGCAAGGGUGGUGGCAGGGCAGAAAGGGCCAGUGUCACUUCUGUUUCUUCGACACCUUGGAAAAGGGCGCCGGCACCGUCUUUGAAACCAUCGACUUCAGUGAAGACUGGGAAGAUCCCGAAUGCGAGUGGUACCCUCGGCAGUCUGUCCCGGAGGACAAGAUGAAAUAG
Messenger RNA from Exophiala spinifera, 570 nucleotides. RefSeq lists its product as uncharacterized. NCBI's taxonomy places the organism in Eukaryota, Fungi, Ascomycota, Eurotiomycetes, Chaetothyriales, Herpotrichiellaceae. The coding region runs from base 1 to 570 and encodes 189 amino acids. The transcript has a single exon. The record is from RefSeq and is a predicted model, not a curated record.